This is a messenger RNA of Cygnus atratus (black swan), 5079 nucleotides long. RefSeq names its product chromodomain helicase DNA binding protein 8 (gene CHD8). The coding region runs from base 1 to 5079 and encodes 1692 amino acids. The record is from RefSeq and is a predicted model, not a curated record. Lineage: Eukaryota; Metazoa; Chordata; Aves; Anseriformes; Anatidae. The transcript is spliced from 34 exons. Gene Ontology annotation, molecular function: ATP binding; ATP-dependent chromatin remodeler activity.
AUGUUGGUCAUCGUUGAGGCCAUCGUUGAGCCUUGUGGUCAUCGUUGCACCAUCACCCCGGUGGUGGGCAAGAAGCGGAAGCGCAACGCCUCCUCCGACAACUCCGACGCCGAGGUGAUGCCGGCGCAGUCGCCGCGGGAGGAAGAGGAGACCAGCGUGCAGAAGCGGCGCUCCAACCGGCAGGUGAAGCGCAAGAAGUACACCGAGGACUUGGACAUCAAGAUCACCGACGACGAGGAGGACGAGGAGCUGGACGUGACGGGGCCCGUGCGGCCCGAGCAGCCCCCCGCCCCGCAGCCCCCCGCCCCGGAGCCGGAGCCCGAGGGCGAGACGUUGCCCUCCAUGCAGUUUUUUGUGGAGAACCCCAGCGAGGAGGACGCGGCCAUCGUGGACAAGGUCCUCUCCAUGCGGGUGGUCAAGAAGGAGCUCCCGUCGGGGCAGUUCACGGAAUCCGAAGAGUUUUUCGUCAAAUAUAAGAACUACUCCUACUUGCACUGCGAGUGGGCCACCAUCGACCAGCUGGAGAAGGACAAGAGGAUCCACCAGAAGCUGAAGCGCUUCAAGACGAAGAUGACGCAGAUGCGGCACUUCUUCCACGAGGAUGAGGAACCUUUCAACCCCGAUUACGUGGAGGUGGACCGCAUCCUGGACGAGUCGCACAGCGUCGACAAGGACAACGGGGAGCCCGUGGUCUACUACCUGGUGAAGUGGUGCUCCCUGCCCUACGAGGACAGCACCUGGGAGCUGAAGGAGGAUGUGGACGAGGGGAAAAUCGGCGAGUUCAAGCGCAUCCAGGCCCGGCACCCCGAGCUCAAGCGCCUGCCCCGUCCCCAAGCCGGCUCCUGGAAGAAGCUGGAGCUGUCCCACGAGUACAAGAACCACAACCAGCUGCGGGAGUAUCAACUGGAGGGGGUCAACUGGUUGCUCUUCAACUGGUACAACAGGCGAAACUGCAUCCUGGCCGACGAGAUGGGCUUGGGCAAGACGAUCCAGUCCAUCGCCUUCCUGCAGGAGGUCUACAACGUGGGCAUCCGCGGCCCCUUCCUGGUCAUCGCGCCCCUCUCCACCAUCACCAACUGGGAGCGGGAGUUCAACACCUGGACGGAGAUGAACAGCAUCGUCUACCACGGCAGCCUGGCCUCGCGGCAGAUGAUCCAGCAGUACGAGAUGUACUGCAAGGACUCGCGGGGCCGCCUGAUCCCCGGGGCCUACAAGUUCGACGCGCUGAUCACCACCUUCGAGAUGAUCCUGUCCGACUGCCCCGAGCUGCGGGAGAUCGAGUGGCGCUGCGUCAUCAUCGACGAGGCGCACCGCCUCAAGAACCGCAACUGCAAGCUGCUCGACAGCCUCAAGCACAUGGACCUGGAGCACAAGGUCCUCCUGACGGGCACGCCGCUGCAGAACACGGUGGAGGAGCUCUUCAGCCUCCUGCACUUCCUGGAGCCCUCCCAGUUCCCGUCCGAGGCGGAAUUUCUCAAGGACUUCGGCGACCUCAAGACAGAGGAGCAGGUGCAAAAGCUCCAGGCCAUCCUCAAACCCAUGAUGCUCCGCCGGCUGAAGGAGGACGUGGAGAAGAACCUGGCGCCCAAGCAGGAGACCAUCAUCGAGGUGGAGCUGACCAACAUCCAGAAGAAAUACUACCGGGCCAUCCUGGAGAAGAACUUCUCCUUCCUCUCCAAGGGCGCCGGCCACACCAACAUGCCCAACCUGCUCAACACCAUGAUGGAGCUGCGCAAGUGCUGCAACCACCCCUACCUCAUCAACGGCGCGGAGGAGAAGAUCCUGGCCGAGUUCCGCGAGUCCUGCCACCACCACGUGCCCCACGACUUCCACCUCCAGGCCAUGGUGCGCUCCGCCGGCAAGCUGGUGCUCAUCGACAAGCUGCUCCCCAAGCUGAAGGCCGGCGGCCACAAGGUGCUCAUCUUCUCCCAGAUGGUGCGCUGCCUCGACAUCUUGGAGGACUACCUCAUCCAGAAGAGGUACCUGUACGAGCGCAUCGACGGGCGGGUGCGGGGCAACCUGCGGCAAGCCGCCAUCGACCGCUUCAGCAAGCCCGACUCGGAUCGCUUCGUCUUCCUGCUGUGCACGCGGGCGGGGGGGCUGGGCAUCAACCUGACCGCCGCCGACACCUGCAUCAUCUUCGACUCCGACUGGAAUCCCCAAAACGACCUCCAGGCCCAGGCGCGGUGCCACCGCAUCGGGCAGAGCAAGGCGGUGAAGGUGUACCGCCUCAUCACGCGCAACUCCUACGAGCGGGAGAUGUUCGACAAGGCCAGCCUCAAGCUGGGCCUCGACAAGGCCGUGCUGCAGUCCAUGAGCGGCCGCGAGGGCAACAUCGCGGGGAUCCAACAGUUCUCCAAGAAGGAGAUCGAGGACCUCCUGCGCAAGGGGGCCUACGCGGCCAUCAUGGAGGAGGACGACGAAGGCUCCAAGUUCUGCGAGGAGGACAUCGACCAGAUCCUGCUGCGCCGCACCACCACCAUCACCAUCGAGAGCGAGGGGAAGGGCUCCACCUUCGCCAAGGCGAGCUUCGUGGCCUCGGAAAACCGCACCGACAUCGCCUUGGACGACCCCAACUUCUGGCAGAAGUGGGCCAAGAAAGCCGACCUGGACCUGGACCUCCUCAACAGCAAGAACAACCUGGUGAUCGACACGCCGCGCGUGCGCAAGCAGACGCGGCACUUCAGCACCCUGCGCGACGACGACCUGGUGGAGUUCUCCGACCUGGAGAGCGAGGACGAGGAGAGGCCCCGGUCCCGGCGGCACGACCGCCACCACCACCACGCCUUGCACCACGCCUAUGGCCGCACCGACUGCUUCCGCGUGGAGAAGCACCUCCUGGUCUACGGCUGGGGCCGGUGGCGGGAGAUCCUGUCCCACGGGAGGUUCAAGCGGCGCCUGUCGGAGCGGGACGUGGAGACCAUCUGCCGCGCCAUCCUGGUCUACUGCCUCCUCCACUACCGGGGCGACGAGAACAUCAAGGGCUUCAUCUGGGACCUCAUCAGCCCCAGCGAGAACGGCAAGGCUAAGGAGCUCCAAAACCACUCGGGGCUCUCCAUCCCCGUCCCCCGUGGCCGCAAGGGGAAGAAGGUGAAGUCCCAGAGCACCUUCGACGUCCACAAGGCCGAGUGGAUCCGCAAGUACAACCCCGACACGCUCUUCCAGGACGAGAGCUACAAGAAGCACCUCAAGCACCAGUGCAACAAGGUGCUGCUCCGCGUGCGGAUGCUCUACUACCUGCGGCAGGAGGUGAUCGGGGACCAGGCGGAGAAGGUGCUGGCGGGGGCCAUGGCCAGCGAGAUCGACAUCUGGUUCCCGCUGGUGGAGCAGCUGGAGGUGCCGACCGCCUGGUGGGACGCCGAGGCCGACAAAUCCCUCCUCAUCGGCGUCUUCAAGCACGGAUAUGAGAAGUACAACACCAUGCGGGCCGACCCCGCGCUCUGCUUUCUGGAGAAAGCCGGCCGCCCCGACGAGAAGGCGAUCGCUGCCGAGCAGCGCCUGGACGUCGGGGAAGGCGUGGAUUUCGACAAGGACUGCGAGGACCCCGAGUACAAGCCCCUGCCGGGGACGGCGAAGGAGGUGGACGAGGAGAGCGACCCCCUGAUGCUGCUGGACGAGGAGAUCUCGGUGGUGGACGGGGACGAAGGUCCUCCAGGACAGCCGCCGGCGUGGCCGGCGGGCUCGGUGCUGACGGCCCGGCUGCGGCGCUUGGUGGCCGCGUGCCAACGCUCGUGCCAACGCCAGCGCCUACGGGCCGAGGCGGCCGCCCGGGGCGAGCGGCGCCGGCGACGCUGCGAGGCCGCCUGCAAGCUCAAGGAGAUGGCGCGGCGGCAGAAACAGCAACGGUGGACGCGGCGGGAGCAGGCCGACUUCUACCGGGUGGUGUCCACUUUUGGGGUGGAGUUUGACCCCGAGACCCGUCGCUUCCGCUGGGGUCGCUUCCGCGCCCUGGCCCGGCUGGAGCGCAAGACGGACGAGAGCUUGGCCAAGUUCUUCCACGGCUUCGUGGCCAUGUGCCGGCAGGUCUGCCGCCUGCCGCCGGCGCCCGGGGACGAGCCCCCGGACCCCUCGGUCCCCGUCACCCCCGUCUCGGCCGAGCGGGCCUCCCGCAGCCUCCGCCGCCUCGCCCUCCUGCGGCGCCUCCGCGAGCAGGUCCUGCGCCACCCGCUGCUCCCCGCCCGCCUGGCCCUGUGUCCCCAACCGGGCCCCGAGCUCCCCGCCUGGUGGCAGCGGGGACGGCACGACGGGGAGCUCCUCCGCGGGGCCGCCCGCCACGGCUUGGCCCGGCCGGAGGCCGCCAUCAUCGGAGACCCGGACUUCUCCUUCCUGGCCUCCCGCUGCCGCUUCCUCCGCGCCCAGGGCGGCGGCGGAGGCCCGCAGGUGACGUCGGGAGCCCCGCCGGGGACGUCGGGGGGGACGGCGGGAGCCCCGGCGGCGGCCGACGAGGACGAGGACUCGGAGCUGGAGCUCGGCAAGCUCUCGGCCUCCGCCUCCGAGUCGUCCUCCGGGGAAGAGGACAGCGACGAGGAGAGGGGUCCGGAACCUUCCUGCGGGGGGGCCAAGCUGUCGGAGGAGGAGGAGGACGAGGACGAGGAGGAGGAGGAGGAGGACGAAGACGAGGACGAGGACGAGGAGGACGAGUCCCCCCCGCCCCCCCAUGAUUUCCUCCUCAAUUUUUACAUAUUUCCUGACCGCGCCCUGAUCCGCCGCCUGGACCUGGUGUGCCAGGCCGUGCUCACUGGCGAGUGGCCCCCCGAGGACCCCCCCCCAUCACCGGGGGGGGGGGGCACCGACCUCCACGGGGGGGGCGCCCCCGAAUCGCCCCCCGCCGUGCCCCCCCCCUACACCCGCCUGCGCCCCCCCGAGAAGGAAUUCACCGUGCAGAUCAAGGAUGAGGAGGGGCUGAAGCUGACCUUCCAGAAGCACCGCCUGGUCCCCAACGGGGCCCUGCGGGAGCCCCCCCCCUGGCGCUCCCCCCCCGGGGCCCCCCCCGGGGCCCCCCCCCGGCCCCAAAAAGAGCAGCAAGAAGCUGGUGGAGGGAAAAUGGCGGCUGUGGCGCUGCCAGGAGUUGCCGCUUGA